CUUAAAUUUCAAAAAAAGUAAUAGAAUUUUUUUUAUUUUUCGAAAAACUACAAUUGAAUUUUCAUUACUCUCAUAAACCAACAAGGAAAAUGACAUCUUCCAAAAUAACCACAUUCUUCAAGCCUUCAGCAGACGACAAAAAUGAAGAACCCACCGAUGGAGAUAAACUUCUGCCAACGAAAAAGAAACUGGUCACGAUGGACAAACGUGAGUCUAAGGAAAGUGUACUUCCUUCACGUCUUAGUUAUUAUGAAUAUGUCGAUAUGGAAGUACAAAGAGCUUUGGAUCGAAGAGAUUUUUUAAAAAUUGAAGAGAAUAUUGAUGGCGAAACGGUGGAUGUAACACCAAAGCCCAUCGAUGUGGCAUUUGAUACGGAAGACUAUAAAAAACUGAAAAAGACAUUGGAAUCCAUACAGAAACGCCGUGGCGACUCGGAGGGUUUUAAGGGAACAGCCAGCUCUUUGAUGCGAACUAAAUCAAGCCGUGGUGUGGGCUUUCAUCUGUCAAUGGAAGAUAUCGUAACGGGGAUUGGUAGCGAACGCAUGCUUACCGACUUAAGAACCACAUCAUCCAGCCUCUCGCCUUACAUAGAUGUAUCGAGUUCAUCAUCAUCGUUGUCGUCACUCGAAGAUCAGGCCAAAAAAGAUUUAAAAUCAAAAUUCAACCUCCCCUUCAUACGCGUAGUUCUACGUAAAACCGAACUAAUUCUUCUAUACGAACAACAGAGUAUGACAGCGAUACGAAACACCGAAGAUGGUAACUCCGCCGAGCAGGAUAACAAGCAAUAUGAUUAUUUGACAAUUGGAAAAGGAAAGGUGCGACGACGUUCCGAUGCUGAGACACAGACCAAUGAAACGCUGUUUAAAUCGCGCAAAGUCAAUACAAUACGCAAGGAUACAACAAAUACUGGCAGCUAUGUAUCCUAUUUUGAAAUGUUUGAUACCUAUCGCAAACUUGGAGAGCUAGAUCCAUUUUCGGAAGAGAGUGAAGGAGGCAAAGGAGAAAAAGAAAGUAAUUACCAACAAAAAAUGAGUCCAGAAGAACAAUAUGCCGCCAUUUUAAAAUUGCCCUCCUUUCAUUGGGCCAGCACAGUGGUGAAACGUAUGCUGGCCGGCAACAAUUUUGAAAAAUCCCAAAGAAGAUUUCGUAAUAUGGAUCCCAUACCAAAAACAGUUAGCCAAAUUGAUUACAAAUAUUCUCUGAAGAAUUUAUUUACCAUCCUGCCCUAUGCUCGCGACAAUGAACGUCGAGCUGUAUCAGAUAUGAGUUUCUGCUAUUCGAAUAGUGACAUCCUGGCCGUGGCCUAUGGCAUCUAUUCAUAUCAAGCUGCAAAAUUACCCAAUACGGGAGAGGUGUGCAUUUGGAGCAUAAAAAACCCCUGUGAUCCGGAACGUUACUAUUUCUAUAAUUAUCCGGUGGUCUCAUUGGAGUUUUCACCCUAUAGGGCCAAUUUGUUGGCAAUUGGCUUAUUUGAUGGCACGGUUGAGGUUCGUGAUAUUUCCAGAUUCAAUGAACCCCCUGUGGCCGUGUCACAGCGUAGCUCAUCGCCAGGUGUUGAUCCGGUAUUGGCUAUCAAAUGGAUUAAACAGGCAUCUAGCGCAGAUGGAGGUGAUGAGAUUGAUCCAUUUCUAUCGCUAUCACAAGAUGGUUCGGUAACCCGAUUCCACAUUAUAAGAAGUCCCCAUUUGUUGGGCAACAGACAAAUGGGUUUGGAGAGAAUUGAAGGUAAACCCGAAGGGUUGCCGGUUACGGUCGUCAAUGUUGCCACUCAAGAGGCCAAUCCCCGUCCCCAGUGUUUGAAUUUGACAAAACAUCCUUUACAUCCGGAUAUUUAUUAUAUUUUAACGGAUGAGGGAUGUCUGCACAAGUGUUCCACAAAUUAUCAACAUCAUUAUUUGGAGGUAUUGAAAACCCAUAAGGGUGCCGUAAAUUGUAUGGAUUUUUCACCAUGGUCUCCCAAGUUGUUCCUGACUUGCGGUAAUGACUGGUAUAUUCGAAUUUGGAUGGAGGGCAUAUUUAAGCCGCUGAUAACCUUGCAAAAUAUGUACGGCCCAUAUCAAUGGGCAGGGUGGAGUCGAACACAUUCUACCGUUUUGAUAGCGCUAAAUCGAAAACAAUGUGAAAUUUGGGAUCUAAAGAGAAGCACUCUGAAACCAGUUUCCGUACAUACUUUGGGAUCGUCCUACAAUACUUUGGCGUUAUUUUCACGUGACGGUAAUUCCAUAGCUAUUGGCAAUGAACGUGGCAAAGUUUUCAUGCAGGCUUUCGAAGAGAUGCCAUUCGCACCACACUAUCAAUACGAUGCCCUGGAAAAGGCCAUAUUGAAUGCUGUUAACAAUUUCCCCGAACUCUUGAUUGAAUUGAAAAGUUUGGGCUAUUUUGGUUAUCCCAGCAAGGGUAUGGUUAUACCACCAUAAAAUGUGGAUACACAUAUAUCUGUGUGUAUAUAUAUGUGCUAGUAGAUUAUUUAUAAAUGUGGCAAUUUUUGUAAGCCAUUAAAACCUUAAUUCUUGCAAUGCUAUUAAAUUGGAAACUUAACAAUUUUUUUUUCCGCAGCACAUCAUUCAUCGUUUU
Molecule: messenger RNA, 2574 nt
Organism: Musca domestica (house fly)
Lineage: Eukaryota; Metazoa; Arthropoda; Insecta; Diptera; Muscidae
Gene: Dic61B
Product: dynein axonemal intermediate chain 4
Exons: 5
Coding region: 90-2417 (775 amino acids)
Biological process (GO): cilium movement
Cellular component (GO): axonemal dynein complex
Molecular function (GO): dynein light chain binding; dynein heavy chain binding
Source: RefSeq, a predicted model, not a curated record